GGUAUUAGUGAUGAUAUAGUAAAAGCCCGAUCCAUGAGUCGGGUGCUAACAGUCCCUAAUGGACCCAAUGUUGAAUCGUAUACCGGAUUUAUAACAGUCAACGACCGAUACAAUAGUAAUAUGUUUUUCUGGUUUAUACCAUGUUUUAAAAAUCCCGAAUCGGCACCGGUAUUAGUCUAUCUAGAGGGUGGUCCCGGUUCGUCAUCAAUAGUAUCGAUGUUUGGUUGGGGCAUAUUUAAAGUAGACUAUAAAUUAAAUGUAACAUUGAACCCGUGGUCAUGGAGUCAUCAAUUAUUUUCUAUUAUAUAUGUGGAUAAUCCCGUCGGAACAGGAUUUAGUUAUACCAAUGAUAAUAAUAAUACAGAUAAUGGCUAUUCCAGAGACCAGUUAACUAUUUCCGAGAAUUUAUAUGAAUUUCUCAGACAAUUUUUCCUGGUUUUUCAUGAUUACCGUAAACGGGAUUUAUAUUUAGGUGGGCUAUCGUAUGCUGGAAAAUAUAUACCCGUAUUUGGCCACUACUUAAUACAAAUGUCAAACAUAUCUAAUCUGAAUUUCAAGGGUAUACUCGUUGGCAAUGGUUUUAUUGAUCCAAUCAAUCAGUUAGCCUAUGAUAAGACACUAUUGAAUUUGGGUUUAAUCGAUGAAAAUCAAGCCAUUGAAGUCCAGACAAAACAAAAUCAAAUCAAACAAUUGAUUAAAUCUAUGGAUCAUUUGAAAGCAUUAGAUUUAUUACAACACUUAAACAGACAAAAUGGCAAACAAGGAGGUGGUGUAGCAGUCUAUGUAAAAUGUGAGAAAUUGUCAUCAAAUCUGGUCCUAUAUGACACAGAUCUUGAGUUUUUGGUGGUCAACGUCAAGCCACUGACUUUGCAUCAGAAACUGUUAUUAGUGGAGAUUUAA
Oppia nitens is the source of this 900-nucleotide messenger RNA. RefSeq names its product vitellogenic carboxypeptidase-like. The coding region runs from base 34 to 900 and encodes 288 amino acids. The transcript is spliced from 4 exons. Gene Ontology annotation, molecular function: serine-type carboxypeptidase activity. The record is from RefSeq and is a predicted model, not a curated record. Gene Ontology annotation, biological process: proteolysis. Lineage: Eukaryota; Metazoa; Arthropoda; Arachnida; Sarcoptiformes; Oppiidae.